GGCGCAGCGCGCGCCCCCUCCCCGGCCCCCGCGCGGUGGGAACCGGCAGCUCCGUCUAGCGCUGACGUCAGACCGUCUGCCUGCCUCCGACCGCGGUCUCCGAGCGAAACCCGAUCUCCUUGGACUUGAAUGAGGAGGCGGCGGCGGCGGUGGCGGCGGAGGCGCUCGGCUGGGGGAAGCCAGCAGCAGAGGCUCAGCUCCCGCGGCCCCGCGCGCCCCGGCUGCCAGCCCAUUUCUCGGACGCCACUCGAGGGCACUGCCGACGCCCCCGGGGCUGCCGAGGGGCUGCCGGGGGGCGCAGUGGAGCGCGACCCCAAUCGCUGAACCCCACAGCGCCCCAGGAACUUGGCGGAGCCCGGCGAGCCAGGGAGCGCCGCCUCACCCGCCGCGCGCCUCCUGCAUGCGGGGCCCGAGCGCCGGGCGCCGGCCGGAGCCCCCCCCGGCCGCCCCCUUGUCCCCUGCGCCCCGCGCAGCGCCGCCGCGCCGUCCAUGCACCGAUUGAUGGGGGUCAACAGCACAGCCACAGCCGCCGCCGGGCAGCCCAAUGUCUCCUGCACGUGCAACUGCAAACGCUCUUUGUUCCAGAGCAUGGAGAUCACGGAGCUGGAGUUUGUGGAGAUCACAGUCAUCGUGGUGGUGGUGAUGGUGAUGGUGGUGGUGAUCACGUGUCUGCUGAGCCACUACAAGCUGUCUGCACGCUCCUUCAUCGGCCGGCACAGCCAGGGCAGGAGGAGAGAAGACGCCCUGUCCUCGGAAGGAUGCCUCUGGCCCUCUGAGAGCACAGUGUCAGGCAACGGAAUUCCUGAGCCACAGGUCUACGCCCCGCCACGACCCUCUGACCGCCUGGCCGUGCCCCCCUUCACCCAGCGGGACCGCUUCCACCGUUUCCAGCCUACUUAUCCAUACCUGCAGCAUGAGAUUGACCUGCCUCCCACCAUCUCACUGUCAGAUGGUGAGGAGCCCCCACCCUACCAGGGCCCCUGCACCCUCCAGCUGCGGGACCCGGAGCAACAGCUGGAGCUGAACCGUGAGUCGGUGCGUGCACCCCCCAACAGAACCAUCUUCGACAGUGACAUGAUGGACAAUGCCGCUCUGGGUGGCCCCUGCCCCCCCAGCAGUAACUCGGGCAUCAGUGCCACGUGUUAUGGAGGCGGUGGGCGCAUGGAGGGGCCGCCCCCCACCUAUAGCGAGGUCAUCGGCCACUACCCCGGCUCUUCCUCCUUCCAGCACCAGCAGAGCAGUGGGCCACCCUUGCUGGAGGGGUCCAGGCUCCACCACACACACAUCACGCCCCCAGAGACCACGGCCGCCUGGAGCAGCAAAGAAAAGGAGAAACAGAAAGGACACCCUCUCUAGGAAACCCCAGGGGUGCAGCUGGGGCAGUAGUGGGGUUAAAAAAAAGGAAAAGGCAAAACACUUGGCACUUCGUAAGAGAGGAGAACGGACCACACUGAAAAAUAGGGUGCGUCACCACCCUUCUCCACUCGGUAUAUAAAUAUUUGUGUGUUCUGUCUGGUCUGAAUGCACAAGCUAAGAAAGCUUGCAAAAACAAACAAACAAACAAACAAAAAGCACCAUGUUUCUUUGUUGAGCUGUGUCUUGAAGGCAAAAGAGAAAAAAAAAUCUACUCUAGUCUUUUCUGUUUCUAGUUGAGCUGCGUGUGUGAAUGCUUCUUUUUCUUUGUGUAUGAUGAUUUCACUUAAACUUUAAAGACAUAUUUGCACAAAAACUUUUGUUUAAAGAUCUGCAAUAUGAUAUAUAUAUAUAUAUAUAUAGAAAUAUAUAUAUAAUAAGAGAAACUGUAUGUGCGAGGGCAGGAGUAUUUUUGUAUUAGAAGAGGCCUAUUAAAAAAAAGUGGUUUUCUGAACUAGAAGAGAAACCAACGGCAAUUUUUUUGAGUGCCAACUCAGAAAGUAUGUAUUAACCUUGUAAAGAUAAAAAGAAAUUAAAAAGCAGGGGUUUAGAAGUUAUUUAUAUAAAUGUUGAGCUUUUGCACUAUUUUUUAAUAUAAAUACGUCAGUGCUUGUUUGAUGGAAACUUCUAUCGUGUCUGUCGAAACUUUAAGGGGAGAAAUUUUGGAAUGUUGCAGUGGAUUGAGGGCAGGGACUGAGCUCCACUUUGGAGAUGGGGGCAUGGGUGGGUGGGUGGGGGGUCUUCUUGCAAAGAUGAUGCUCCUGCCUGGAAAUGGGUUUAUUACCUCGUGAUACAUUCCCUUCUUCCCCCUCUGGGCCAUAGCAGUCAGCCUUCAGAGCUCCAGCCAAGAGGAAAGUUACUAAGGAGGCAAGUUCUGGGUGUGGCCUUUGCCUCACCCAAGAUGAAAAUAGACCAGUAGCUGAAGGAACCUUCAUUUUCUUCUUCUUUUUUUAACCAGGAAAGUCCUGGUAGGAAGGGGCUCAGGGUUCCUAUGACAGGUUUUCUGUAUCCAUCACCAGGGAGAUGCUGGAGGGUGUCUUGUAGACACCUUGGUGGCAGCUCUGCCGGCUCCAAAACUCCUUAAGGAAGGUUGGUACAAUCCACUAGUAUAUUGGAGAGGCCUAGAGCAUUAGGAACUUGACCUCAUCAUUCAUUUGCUCUUUAUGUAUCUGUUCUCACCAAACAGGCCAAUGCGCAGAUGACGAGAGAUAAAAAUAAAAAGGCGAACAGAGAGACCCAGGUUCCUCCUGGGACAUGCAGAAAUCUUAACCAGUUAGUUAAACCUUCUCAAACUUGUACUUUAGACAACGAGUUCUUUCCCUUCUCCUCCUGUUUUUUAUUUCCUCCCCCCCAAACAAUCAUGCUUUUAUUUAUUUGUGUUGUUGUGAGCAUUUUAUCAGACAUAGUGCUUGUUUACCAGGACUUUGGUGAGAUGUGGGUUGGGGACUGGGGACCCCCUUUUGGUGGCGUGUGUGUGCAAAUUGAGGUGACGAGAGAGUGGAGUGUGGCAGGGAGAGUCCUUUGGCAUUUUCCGGGGACAGUGGGGAAAGCUGGGAGUCUUUCCUCCCAAUGGGAAGUUGCCGGUAUUCCAUGGGGUGACCCCACCCCUGCUGGAGCAGUCCUUCCCCCCACCCCCAAUAAAAAUCACCAUCCCACGGAGGUAAUUUUUUCAUUUUGGGCAGAAUACUAACUACUAGACUAAGGGGAGGGGGGAGGAAGGGUAUACAUGAAGCAAUAACUAUUGCUUUCUAGGCGACCUUUUUUAUUUUUUAUUUUUCAUUAUUACUUGAAAAACAAAAGCCUGAGAAGGGCUCUGCAGUUCUGAACAGUUGAACUGUUUGUGGACAUCCAUUUUAAGAACACAGGGACCAACAGGUGGACGUGGCAUCAGGAGAAAGUGUUCGCCAGCCAGCCUGCAGAAUGUUCUGGUGCUUUGUCACCAAAACUGACUUCCUGCGGGGUCUUCAGCCCACACUUUGCUGCUCUUUCCCCAAGGAUUUUUUUCAGAGGUCGCUCAGUCUAGUUUGUCCUGCAAGGUACAGGGACACAUUUAUAGAUACAAUUUUUAAAGAUGUCUCUUUGCUUUAUGUGAAGCGUCUCCCUAGUGCCUUAUUAAGGAAGCAGCCAACCCUCUUGUCCCGUCUCCCUCCCCCACACCCAUGGGUCCCUUGCAGGACAAUGCCCUGCUCACCAGGAUGGCUUCCCUAUUUGGUCAACAAAGGGCUUCUGUUUCUUUUCCAAGAUCCCCAUUGCCCUCUGGAGUGUUGUCCUGUCCUCCGCAGUGGAUCUGCCUAGCUCCAUCAGGCGACCCUUUCCUAACCCUCUCCAGCCUCUUGUCACUGAUCAAAAAGCCAUACUGCAUCUUAUAGCUUUGUAGUAUGGCCUAUAUUUGUAGUGAGUUAGAAGAAAGCAGGACUGUGGGCUCUGACCUCAGCUGGCUUGAAGGCAGAACAUGCCCCUCUGAUGACCGCCCAGUGUUGAGGCUGGGACUUCUGUGCUGCUGUGUCCUGGGAUUUCUUUCCUGGCUGAUGAUUAGAGCAGAAGUUCAUGGUGGAAUAGCUUGUUACAGCCAGGGUGUGACCCCCUCCAAAACAAAAAGCAGAUGGGUGGUUUCUCUGGGAAUCCACACCAGAGCUAAGCUGUGGGUUGCUCUACUGGGCCCCCAGACUCCGAGGCAACUCUCUUGCCUCUAGAUGUUGGCCGUUUGACAAGCUUUUGAGUACUCCUCAAGAGGUGCUCCCCUUUUUCCUGUAGGAAGGGGGGGGUUCUUGAAAUGACUGGAAAGGGACCAGAAGAGAGAGCUCAGGAUGGGGUGGAGCCCCACUUUCUCUGAUCACUAUUGCUCUCCUGCUUGUCAAUCUUCUGCCUACAGAGGAAAAUCAUUUCCCUCUGCAAAGCCUAGGUCUGCGCAGACGGAUUUCGCAAAGUGUGCUGAGAGCCAUCUAUGCACCCCCAAAAGCCCAGAGCUGAAAGUGACUUGUCUCCCGACAGCUAGUGAACCCUAAGGCGGGGCAAGAAAUCCAUCCACUCUCACCUUGUCUGUCUUCUCAGUGAACUGUAUGUUUUUAGAGGUUGUUACUAUGUUGUUUUUUUUUUUCCUUCGUGCAACACAAAGCUUCCAGCUCCAUCCAACCUCCCAGCUACAAAAAAGAUAUUAUUCUUCUGAAAACUGCUCUUCAGAUCUCGCUGUAGGAUGGCUCAGGAGGACACACUGCAUCAUCCUUGUUUGCCUGCCUAAUACUACAUUUCCGCACUCCUGGCCACGCCUGCACUCCAGGCGUGGGGGCCCUGCCCCCUGCAGCUGUCCCCCUGCUGUUCGACUUACGUAAACUCUCCGUGGCACACUGGGCACAGCGCCCCCACAUAGCUGCUGCCUCAGACUCUGUAUCUGGAUGUGAAUCCACAGGCCUGAUGAAAUCGCUUGUUAUGUAUCCAUAAUCAUUAGUGGCAAUGAUGACAUUCUGAAAAGCUGCAAUACUUAUGACAAUAAAUUUUACAGUUCUUUGGAAA
Messenger RNA from Erinaceus europaeus (western European hedgehog), 4923 nucleotides. It is a transcript of the gene PMEPA1, whose product is annotated as prostate transmembrane protein, androgen induced 1. Gene Ontology annotation, cellular component: early endosome membrane; Golgi membrane. NCBI's taxonomy places the organism in Eukaryota, Metazoa, Chordata, Mammalia, Eulipotyphla, Erinaceidae. The transcript has 4 exons. Gene Ontology annotation, biological process: negative regulation of transforming growth factor beta receptor signaling pathway. The record is from RefSeq and is a predicted model, not a curated record. Gene Ontology annotation, molecular function: R-SMAD binding. Bases 490 to 1356 code for a protein of 288 amino acids.